Molecule: messenger RNA, 1299 nt
Organism: Pichia kudriavzevii
Lineage: Eukaryota; Fungi; Ascomycota; Pichiomycetes; Pichiales; Pichiaceae
Exons: 2
Coding region: 1-1299 (432 amino acids)
Biological process (GO): mitochondrial translational elongation
Cellular component (GO): mitochondrion
Molecular function (GO): translation elongation factor activity; GTP binding; GTPase activity
Source: RefSeq, a predicted model, not a curated record
AUGGCGUCUCGUGUAUUUGCUAACACUUUGAGAGCAUUCAACAGACUUUCUGUUGCUGCUGUUCCAAGAAUUGCACCAAGAACUUCGGUUAGAUUUGCUUCUGCUUUCGACAGAUCCAAACCACAUGUCAACAUUGGUACUAUUGGUCACGUCGAUCAUGGUAAGACUACCUUGACUGCUGCAAUCACCAAGGUCUUAGCUGAUCAAGGUGGUGCUGAUUUCUUAGAUUAUGCAUCUAUUGACAAGGCUCCUGAAGAAAGAGCAAGAGGUAUUACUAUCUCUACUGCUCACGUUGAGUAUGAAACCCCAAACAGACAUUAUUCUCAUGUCGAUUGUCCUGGCCAUCAAGAUUAUAUUAAGAAUAUGAUUACUGGUGCUGCACAAAUGGAUGGUGCUAUUAUUGUUGUUGCUGCUACUGAUGGUCAAAUGCCACAAACUAAGGAACAUUUAUUAUUAGCAAGACAAGUUGGUGUUCAACAUUUAGUUGUCUUUGUUAAUAAAUGUGACACCAUUGAUGACCCAGAAAUGUUGGAAUUAGUUGAAAUGGAAAUGAGAGAACUAUUGUCUGAAUAUGGUUUUGAUGGUGAUAACACUCCAGUUAUUAUGGGUUCUGCAUUGAUGGCUUUAGAAGACAAGAGACCUGAAGUUGGUAAGGAAUCUAUUUUAAAGUUAAUGGAAGCUGUUGACACAUGGAUUCCAACCCCAGAGAGAGAUUUAGAAAAACCAUUUUUGUUACCUAUUGAUGAAGUUUUCUCAAUCUCUGGUAGAGGUACUGUCGUUUCUGGUACUGUCGAAAGAGGUACUUUGAAGAAGGGUGAAGAAGUUGAAAUUGUUGGUGGUAAGGAUGGUUCUAUUAAAACUACUGUCACAGGUAUUGAAAUGUAUCACAAGGAAUUAGACCAAGCGCAAGCAGGUGAUACUCCAGGUAUUUUAUUAAGAGGUGUCAAGAGAGACCAAAUCAAGAGAGGUCAAAUUUUAGCAAAGCCAGAUUCCGUUAAGGCAUACAAGAAGUUCUUGGCUUCCCUUUAUAUCUUAACCAAGGAAGAAGGUGGUAGACAUACACCAUUCUCUGAAAACUACAGACCACAAAUGUACAUCAGAACUACCAAUGUUAACGUUACUUUGAAGUUCCCAGACACUGAAGAAGAUCACUCCAAGCAAGUUGCACCAGGUGACAACACCGAAAUGCUUGUUGAAUUAUUGUACCCAGUCGUCUUAGAGGUUGGUCAAAGAUUCAACUUGAGAGAAUCCGGUAAGACUGUUGGAACUGGUAUGAUCACCAGAGUUUACGAAGAGUAA